Messenger RNA from Candida albicans SC5314, 2208 nucleotides. RefSeq lists its product as uncharacterized. Gene Ontology annotation, molecular function: protein binding. The transcript has a single exon. NCBI's taxonomy places the organism in Eukaryota, Fungi, Ascomycota, Pichiomycetes, Serinales, Debaryomycetaceae. The coding region runs from base 1 to 2208 and encodes 735 amino acids. The record is from RefSeq and is a predicted model, not a curated record.
AUGGAAGCAUUUCAACAAUUUCUUCAAUCACGAGGGAUUCAACGGAUCAGGAAACAACAUCGUCGUCUGACAGAUACAAUCCGUAGCAGAGCUACAAGUGAUGGAAAUGUCCGUAUUAGUACUAUAAUGAGUAAUAUUCGAAAUGAAAACGAAGUACAUUUUUCUGAUUCUGAUGAUGAAGUGAUAAUUGAAGAUGAACCAUUAGGGAUAAUUCAAAUAAAUAAUGAGAUUGAUGAUGAUUUUGAUAGUUUUUAUAAUACCAGGAGUGAAAGUUUUGGUGGUGGAAGGAAUCAUAACUUUAUCAUUUCAGAUCGAUGUAAUAAUGAAAUUGAUAAAUCAUAUGAAUAUGUGGCAGCACAAUCUACCACUACACUGAUUGAAAGUGUGAUACCCGAGGAACUGUAUAAAGAUAGAUUUGAAUUCAAAAUUCCAAGUCAAGAUUUCAAACAUGUCAACUAUACGGCUAUGGAUACUUCUGAUUAUUCCAAGAUUUUGCAUAAAUCACCUUCUGAUAAAUUUGUUAAUUCUUUGAAGCUAAAACAUUUUGGUAUCAAAAAAUUAUUUGCUGAAGAUUUCCGGAAAUUUAAAAAUAACCUAUCAACAAUUAUUUCUGAUGGUAUGGUUGAGUAUCUAGUGUUAGGAUUGAAUUCUGAACUAAUAGUUUUUGGUUUUGAUGGACUAACCAACUUACCAUCCAAACAAUUGCUUCGAAUAGACACACGUCCAAUGUACACCUCAAGCACUGAUAGACUAAUAUCUACAUGGCCAUAUUUUCCCCAUACUAUCAAUUAUUUGAAGACUGGUAAUUUCAAUAACAAGCAAGUUUUGGGGGUAUGUUCUGAUGAUGGUACCUUGUUUAUAUGGUACACUGAAACAAUAAUCAACUUAGUGAAAAAAUUUGGAAACUCAAAGAAACCGCAGAGUAAUGACAAUGAUCAAGAGACUGAAAAUCCAGUGGCAACAGUCACGUUAUCUUCUACAGCGUCAUCAUCAGUGGCAACACCUACCAUUGUUAAACCGGAUUUUAGAAUCAAAACAGAGGCUUCAUUAUGGGGUCUAGAUUUCAAAACUUAUAAUGGACACAAUAUUCUAGUAGCUUCUGAUAACUCACAGAGUGUUGUUCUAUUGUAUUAUCACCCAGUAGAUGAAAGAUUCUAUAAUAUUAAGUCUCAUCAAAUUUUACAUAAUAUUCCAGAUAUCUCCAUUGUGUCAUAUACUCAAAAAGGAGAGCGACAUACAGUACAGGUGUCAUGUGUGUCUAUAUCAGGAGAAAUCAUUGUGUUUGAAUUUAAUUUUGCAAUAGCAUUAGGGCCUUUAAAUAAAGAGGAAUUUGAAUAUUUCAGAAAAGAACCUUAUUAUUAUGUUGAUGCAACAAUGGAACAAUUGGAGAAUCGAAAUGGAAUAGAUUCUCAUGAAUUGGCUCAAUUAAAGCUGAAGAAAUUUAGACGAGUAAAAUUCGCUGAACCAUUAUGUAUUUCAAGAGUUGUAUUGAGUGAGGACUGCUGGACAGUUAAACCCAUGAGCUCUAAAUGGUUUUUGCCAGUUGGGUCACUUAAAGAUGUAUUUGGUGACGAUAGUAUCGACGAGUCACGUGAAUUGAACCGUAUAAGGUAUGAAACACGAUUGCUUAAUGCUCUGAGUGGUAAAUUUCAAUUUUUCCCUAGUAAGACGGUUAAUUUUGAGUCUCGAUUGGAAGAUAAUUGUCACAACAAUACCAGUACUACCACUAAUUGUAAACCAACUACCGUUGAUGAUGAAUACAGAAGAAUACAUAAAGAAUUAGUGAAUGGGUCUAGUGAUGAAUUUUUGCUAGUGUCUACUGCUAAGAAGUUGUCAAUGUUUAGGUUCCCUUCACUUUUCUGUAAUUGUUCAACCCUGAAAAUAUUUGAUUUAGCAAUACCAUUUAAUGAAGAAAGUAAGUUCACCAAUCGAAUAUCCAUUAGCAUGGUUGUACCUGAACUUCUGUGUUUCAUUGCUGCUACCCAACAAGGAUUGAUAACAAUUAUGAGAUUAUGUUCAUAUCAAGGGGUUUAUGGUAUGAGACAAGAACAUAUUUUCCCAAACGCAUUGUCGUUAUCAUUAGGUUAUCAUGGAUAUAGAACUAUUAUUGGAUUAAGUGUAAGAAAAAGAACAUUAGAGAAACCUAUAUAUAAUUUAUAUGUUACAUAUAAUGAUGGGUUGAUUAUUGGUUAUCAAAUUUCAAUAUAA